GGUCCUACGCUCCUGGGUCGCCCAGGCCUGGCCCGCUCCGCGCGCAGGCGCAGUGGGCCCGACUCGCCAUGCCGACUGUCAGCGUGAAGCGCGAUCUGCUCUUCAAAGCUCUGGGACGGACCUACACUGACGAAGAAUUUGAUGAACUAUGUUUUGAAUUUGGUCUGGAACUUGAUGAAAUUACAUCUGAAAAGGAAAUAAUAAGUAAGGAACAAGGUAAUGUGAAGGCAGAGGGGGCCUCUGAUGUUGUUCUUUACAAAAUCGACGUUCCUGCCAAUAGAUAUGAUCUCCUGUGUCUGGAAGGAUUGGUUCGAGGGCUUCAGGUCUUCAAAGAAAGGAUAAAAGCUCCAGUAUAUAAACGGGUAAUGCCUAAUGGAGAAAUUCAAAAACUGAUUGUCACAGAAGAGACAGCUAAAAUACGCCCUUUUGCAGUCGCAGCAGUUCUCCGGAAUAUUAAGUUUACUAAAGAUCGAUAUGACAGCUUCAUUGAACUUCAAGAGAAAUUACAUCAGAAUAUUUGCAGGAAAAGAGCAUUGGUUGCCAUUGGUACUCAUGAUUUGGACACUUUAUCAGGCCCUUUCACCUACACUGCAAAGCGUCCUUCAGAUAUCAAAUUCAAGCCUCUGAAUAAGACUAAGGAGUAUACAGCCUGUGAAUUAAUGAACAUAUACAAGACUGACAACCACCUUAAACAUUACUUGCAUAUCAUUGAAAAUAAACCUCUGUACCCAGUUAUCUAUGAUAGCAAUGGUGUCGUCCUUUCAAUGCCUCCAAUCAUCAAUGGGAAUCAUUCCAAAAUAACAGUAAAUACUAGAAAUGUAUUUAUCGAAUGCACAGGAACUGACUUUACUAAGGCAAAAAUAGUUCUUGAUAUUAUUGUCACCAUGUUCAGUGAAUAUUGUGAAAAUCAAUUCAUGGUUGAAGCAGCUGAGGUAGUUUUUCCUAAUGGGAAGUCAAAUACUUUUCCAGAAUUGGGUUACCGAAAGGAGAUAGUUAGAGCUGAUCUUAUUAACAAGAAAGUUGGAAUCAGAGAAACUCCGGAAAAUCUUGCCAAGCUCCUGACCAGGAUGUAUUUAAAGUCAGAAGUCAUAGGUGAUGGGAAUCAGAUUGAGAUUGAAAUCCCUCCAACCAGAGCUGACAUUAUCCAUGCGUGUGAUAUUGUAGAAGAUGCAGCUAUUGCUUAUGGAUAUAACAACAUUCAGAUGACUCUCCCGAAAACAUACACCAUAGCUAAUCAAUUUCCUCUUAAUAAGCUCACUGAACUUCUCAGACAUGACAUGGCAGCAGCUGGAUUCACUGAAGCACUUACCUUUGCUCUGUGCUCCCAAGAAGAUAUUGCUGAUAAACUUGGUUUGGAUAUCUCUGCAACAAAGGCAGUCCACAUAAGUAACCCUAAAACAGCUGAGUUUCAGGUGGCACGCACUACCCUUCUUCCUGGCCUCUUAAAGACCAUAGCAGCAAAUCGGAAGAUGCCUCUUCCUCUGAAACUGUUUGAAAUCUCUGACAUUGUAGUAAAAGAUUCUACCAAAGAUGUAGGGGCAAAAAACUACAGGCAUCUCUGUGCUGUUUAUUACAACAAGAAUCCUGGGUUUGAGAUAAUCCAUGGGCUGCUGGACAGAAUUAUGCAGCUGCUCGAUGUACCUCCUACCAAAGAUAAGGGAGGCUACAUGAUAAAAGCGUCAGAAGGCCCUGCUUUCUUCCCUGGACGAUGUGCCGAGAUCUUUGCCAGGGGUCAAAGCAUUGGGAAGCUCGGAGUCCUUCAUCCUGAUGUUAUCACCAAAUUUGAGCUGACCAUGCCCUGCUCCUCCCUGGAAAUCAAUAUUGAGCCUUUUUUGUGAGGAUGGAUCUCUGUUGUACAGUUCUGUCCCCUAGUGUCCCUUUCUCCUCCUCCGGUGUCCUCUCCUACUCCACAGGGAGCAUCCAUUUGUGUUUUAAUGUUUAAUAAAGUAAAAAGCUCCGCCUGCCUCCCUGGGCAGCUUGCAUUGGGCUGGUGUGUGCAGUGUG
Molecule: messenger RNA, 2004 nt
Organism: Ictidomys tridecemlineatus (thirteen-lined ground squirrel)
Lineage: Eukaryota; Metazoa; Chordata; Mammalia; Rodentia; Sciuridae
Gene: Farsb
Product: phenylalanyl-tRNA synthetase subunit beta
Biological process (GO): phenylalanyl-tRNA aminoacylation
Cellular component (GO): phenylalanine-tRNA ligase complex; cytoplasm
Molecular function (GO): RNA binding; phenylalanine-tRNA ligase activity; ATP binding
Source: RefSeq, a predicted model, not a curated record